Molecule: messenger RNA, 1599 nt
Organism: Stylonychia lemnae
Lineage: Eukaryota; Ciliophora; Spirotrichea; Sporadotrichida; Oxytrichidae
Source: the annotation of a GenBank genome assembly
AUGCUAGACCCACCAUAUCCAAGAAAUUCGAGCGAAUUUGAGAGCCAAUAUAGGUCCUUGCAAUAAAAAACUUGCAAUCACAGAAAUAAAAUUAAAAUUGAUUGCAGCUGCAACUAACGUUAAUCAGCAGCUGAUUAUAAUUUUUCUGAUCGUUUACUGAUGAACAGCAACCAACAGACACCCUACCGUGCUGGGGGUGGAGGCUAGUAUGAAGAGGGUGAGGUCUCCUCAGUGGGAUACGAAUUCGACAUUGCUCUCGAUGAUGGAGGCGAGAGCCAGUACCCCCAGGUAAGUCAAUACUGCGGAUUUAAUAACUAGGCAAAUGGUGAUGGACUUCAGAGAUAACCUACCCCGAGAGUGAGUGGUUUCGACUUGCCCUAGGUGGAUGGAGCCAGGUAGGCCAUGAAUGCCCAGAUGCAGGAUGAGUUCGAGCAAAUCAACAACCAGCUGCAGCAGCAGACCCACCAGCAGCAGCCAUUAGCUGCUCAACAUCGAGCAAUUGAAGAGAGAAAAACUCCAGAGGCCAACCACAUUGGCAAUGAAGACUCAGACUACGAGUAUGGUCCUGGCACUCGCGACAAGGACUAGAUGGAGCAGGUGUCGAUACCUUCUCACUUGAUGAACAACCAGGGCUCCAACUAGCAGUCGAACGACAAGUUUAUGCAGCAGCAUAUGUACGGCCAGGACCAGAUGGACCCAAAUCGCAAGAGAGCUAGGGAGUCCAUUGAAACUUAUGCAGACUCCCAGUACCAGUCUUACGAAGAGUACAAGAGACCUCCUAGUAGACACAAUCAGCAGAGAGCUUAGGAGGAGGUGGAGAAGGACUCGAACAUCCUGGAGUCGAAGAAGAACUCAGAUGGGUCGGUGAUCAACACCGUGAGAACCAGUGCCUUGGCCUCCAUCAUGAAAUCCAAGAAAGAGAUCUACUCGAUUCUCGUGAACCAAGGUAGGUCUAGUUCAUCAACUAACUCGAUAUAGGUGUUCCUCACCCAUGAGGUUUGCAUGGUCAAUGUACCUAAGAUGUCUGAACUUUCAGCAAAGGCCAUUACCUCAGAUGCGUACAGCGACAGAGGGAUAGAGCUAUACCUGCCAGAUCGCAAAGAUGGUAGGCCUCUCAAUAGACAAUUCUUCUUCAAUGUCAUCAACACUGUGAAACCCAAGUUCUUCGAACACAACAUCAAGAUGGGUCUGAAGUUGAGACAGGAUGAGGCAGCUAGGAAGAACAAGAGAUUCAUUGAAAUCAAGGCCGACAUGUACCAGCUCAUCAAAGGAGCCAUCAACCUCAAUCCUAACUCGAGAGGCAGAGCCUUGGGCCUGCUCAAUGUGGGAAGCAAGAAGAGAAGUUUGCCUGACAGAGACAAUGUGAUUGGCCACAGAGACAAAGGUCUCUCUCACUUCACCUAUGCUGAUGUGACAGGUUUCAAUCCUACACCCACCACCACCAAGAGGUUCAAAGGCAACGACUACCCUAGAGCUGACGAGCAGUACAUCUCUCUUAGAUCCAAAGAGACCAGAUACUCAGGCUCUGCCUAGACCUAGGGCAGUGCACUUCAGCCUCAGUACCUCACUGCAAGAAGACAAGAUGACAAGAACGAAUGA